This is a messenger RNA of Hippopotamus amphibius kiboko, 5179 nucleotides long. RefSeq names its product ZFP36 ring finger protein (gene ZFP36). The transcript has 2 exons. Lineage: Eukaryota; Metazoa; Chordata; Mammalia; Artiodactyla; Hippopotamidae. The record is from RefSeq and is a predicted model, not a curated record. Gene Ontology annotation, molecular function: metal ion binding; mRNA binding. Bases 3511 to 4488 code for a protein of 325 amino acids.
UGCCCUCCCCAUCAUGUGCGCAUGUACACGUCAGGAACCAAAGUUCAGUUUCACCGCCUUGUGACUGAGCCACAGAGGAACUGCCUCCAGACACUGGCCUCCUGGUGUUUUCAGCCACACGCCAAGGACACAGACACAGGAACACUAUUCACACACCUGAUAACCACACAGUCUGCGAUAGGGGCCUUGCACACAGCCACAGCCGCCUACAGUCACACAGAUGCACACACACACCCUCAGCUCCCAAGCUGCGCUCACAGAACCUCAUCACACCCGAGGACACAGUCACCCUCACCAGCCUCCCUCAAGGAGUUAGAAUCCGUCACUCCGGAUCCCAAGGUGGUUCAGAGCUACGCACAGAUGUGCAGGUAGGUAUGUAAGUCACACGUUCUCACGGAUGCCACUUGAAAGAGUUACAGUUGAGUACGCACUGCCUCCCCCAGAGAUGGCGAGAGUAGACUGAGUAUUGUCAGUCACACAGGCAUAGGCAGUUUCCCACAUUUAUUCUCACGGCCGUGUCAGGCGGGUUCUAAGGACGCAGCUUUGACACAGGAAGGUGGGAGCACUGUGUCCCACACGUAAUUGCCGAACUGCACACCCAGUUGCGCCAGGGGAGCCCCCCCGCCCCGCACCUAUAGCGCACACGCGGUCCACAGAUCGUGGUACACACGCUGCUGCGCCGGCGCAGCCGCGCACACGGUCACCCCCCCACUUCGACCGCACCCGCUCCCGCCCAGUCAAUCACGCCGGGGGCGCACAAGGCCCAGGUACACGUGCCGCGCGUACACGGUCCCCAGCUCGCCCGCGCACUCGCGCCGGCUCUCACACCCCCGCGUUUCCCGUCCUCGCUUGUUUUUCUGGAAACUCUGCCCUCCGUUCCCCUCCCCCUAGGCCGGAAGCGCUCGCCGUAUUUUUAGCCUCUCUGGUUUCCGCCCCUUUCCCCCUCCGUCUGCCAGCCCAGGACCUGCCCCCUGCGCCCCGCGGGGGACCCCGGCCAUCCCCUUCCCCACCGUCAUUCCAGAGGGGAUUCCCGGCCUUCGCCGGGGCCACGGAUUUUCCCGCUGACUACGUGGGGAGCGGGGCGGAGUCCUGCCCUGAACUUCCUCCUGGGCUGGGACGCCUGAGGCCUGGACGGGGUGGAGUGGGGGAUGGGAGCCAGACUCCUAAAUCGGAGGGAGAGAGGGGGCUGGGGGCUCGGACUCCUGCGUUUGCGAGAGAGGGUGGCCGAGGGCCUGGACUCCUGAGUGAAGGAAGGGGCCGGGGGCCGGAUCUCCCGGGUCUGAGCGAGGAGGCGCCUUGGAAACCCGGACCCCUACAUUUGAGCAAGGAGGGGCGGAGGCCCGGGCUCUUAGGACCCCCACCCCCGUCGGUGUUUCGAGGCUUGGUCGGUCCUUCAUGGCGCAAAGCCCCCGCCAGCCUCUUGGAGAGUCGCCCAAUCCCAAGCGUCCUGGCUCUCGGGCCGAUGACUCAGCAGAUGGGAGAGGGGAGGGGGGUCAGCCUGACUCAGGGAUGGGAAAUGCUCCGUCUCCAGGGAAUCGAAACUAGUAUCCCUCCUCUCGGAUCGCAGCCAGAGCCGAGCCGGACACCGGGGACCCCAGGGUGCCUCCCAUCUCUCGUUUUCCCGCCGCGUUAGUCCUACUAGCCGCACAGGGAUUUGGAGCCUAACCGCGGCGGGUGCCAGGCACCUCCCCUUUUCCCCUUUUCCCGUAGUCCUCGAGCCUCUGUUUACAGGCGACAGAAGCCCUGGUUACAGAGAGGAACCCGGGCGUCCGGGCCUAGCCUCAUCGUCACGGCUUCCAGGAAGCCCCCCUCUCCCGCCCCUUGCGAGUGAGUCAUAGGCGAGAGCGAGGCUGCAACCGUGCCAGAAGCGCCCGCAGCCGCCCAGCUCACGAGACAGGCCGGGAAGGCCCCUCGGCCCCAGAAAGCGCCGCACCAGGGAUUCCCCCGUGCUCUGUCGGACGAAAAAGUCGGCGUGCUUAGCACAAUCUCCCCACCUCAAUACAAGCCCGCAGUUUGCAGUCGCAACCUGCAAGAAUGAACUUUCCACCAUUAUAACUGCACUCCAUGGCAACAGUUUAUUUCUACCCCCAUAUUUUCACUCAGGGCAACCCGCUCAUGGAGACCCCCUUUAAAAAUUAGUUUCUUCUCCAUAUCUUAAGAGAGUGUCACUCAGGGCAACUCCUUGACAAUAAAAGACUUGCCAUUAAGGGGAGUGAUUCCUGCAGAUUAAGAGUUCUCUCAAGGCACAUCCUUUAUAAGAGACCCAUCCGACCAUCAGUUGGGGAUAACCCAUUUCUUCGACUCGAGACAGCUUUCCAUCAAGGAAACCCUCCACCAUAAUAAAAGAUCUCCCCCUUUCCAAUCUUGAGUUUUCUCUGAGCGCAAACUCUUACAUAAUUUAAGGCCCUGGUAUUAGGCUGCUGCCAUUUACUAACAGAACAACUUGGCCUCUCGAUGCCAGAGUUUCCUCGUGUGUAAAAUGGGCAUAACAAUACCUUGAGUUAAUGUAUGUAAAGCACUUUCAUGCAACAGUGCCUAGCCCAGAGGAAGCGAUCAGAAGUGCCAUUAUCUGUGUGAGGGUAAGAUACAGAAGCUUGAGAAAUGGGAAAGAAAUGGGACACCAGCCUCGCCAGGUGUCCGGGACCCCACCCCACUCCAAGCCCCGUGAGUGGGGUCGGGGAGGGCGGUCCAGGCUUCCGGAUCUGGACUGUUUGAGAGCGAGACCGUGCCAGGCCGGCAGGUCUUAGAAAAGAAUUCUCCACCAAGCCCGUGGGUCUCCUCUCUGUUUUGCUCCUGCGGAUUUCUGUCUGUGGAUGUUUCUCCCUUUUUCUGUGUUUCUAUAUGUGACUCUUCCUGCCUCCCGCUUCUCGCUCUUAAUUUGUCUUUCUGGGACUGUCUAUAUCUCGUCUUUUCAAUCUCUGCCUCCCCACCUCCUCUUCUCUCCUUACCCUCUCUCCCCGCUCUGUGCAUGUCUCCCUGUGUGCGUGGCUCCGUGUGUGUGUGUGUGUGUGUGUGUGUGUGUGUGUCCGUGUGUUUUUCUCUUUGGUCUCUCCAUUUCUGUCUCUCGCUCUCCGUGCGCCUCCUCCCGCCCCUGUCGGUCAGUCUCUGGAGCGCACGCCCUCUCAGCCUCUGCCCUUGUCAAUUCCCCCAGGAGCCCUGCCCCCACCUCCGUCCCAGUUCCCUUCUCGGCGCUUUAGUCUCCAGCCUUGAAAACUGGGCCGACGCCCCCCACCCCACGCACUCCCCGCUGGGUCGCGACCGCCCGCAGGCCCCCCUCAGAUGAAUCCGAGCUGGGGGCCGGGCGGAAGGGGUCCCGACCCGGGCCAGGCGGGCGCGCUGGGGGCGCGCGUCCGGGAAGCGCCCCUCCUGGCCCCGCCCGCCGUGGCCAACUCCUCAUGGCCCCGCCCCCUUCUGGCUUAAUAAAAGCGGCGGCUCUUCCACUGCGCCGCAGCCGGACUUCAGCGCUCCCACUUUCGGCCGGUACCUCAGCCUUCGGCCAUCUGUGCCACCAUGGAUCUCGCUGCCAUCUACGAGAGCCUCCUGUCGCUGAGCCCUGAUCUGUCAUCCAUCCAAGGAGAGACUGAGUCCAGCACGGGCUGGACCUCCUCGGGACUCUGGAGCCUCAGCUCACCCGACUCCAGCCCGGCUGGGGUUGCUGCCCGCCUGCCUGGCCGCUCCACCAGCCUGGUGGAGGGUCGCAGCUGCGGCUGGGUGCCCCCACCCCCAGGCUUCGCGCCCCUGGCUCCCCGCCCAGGCCCUGAGCUGUCGCCCUCACCCACCUCACCUCCUGCAACCCCCACCACCUCAUCCCGCUACAAGACUGAGCUCUGUCGGACCUUCUCAGAAAGCGGGCGCUGCCGCUAUGGGGCCAAGUGCCAGUUUGCCCACGGCCUGGGUGAGCUGCGCCAGGCCAGUCGCCACCCCAAGUACAAGACGGAACUGUGCCACAAGUUCUACCUCCAGGGCCGCUGCCCCUACGGCUCGCGCUGCCACUUCAUCCACAACCCCAGCGAGGACCUGGCUGCCCCAGGCCACCCCCAUGUGCUGCGCCAGAGCAUCAGCUUCUCAGGCCUGCCCUCGGGCCGCCGAACCUCGCCGCCACCAGCAGGCCUGACAGGCCCUUCCCUGUCCUCAUGCUCCUUCUCACCCUCCAGCUCCCCACCACCACCGCCUGGGGACCUUCCACUUUCACCCUCUGCCUUCUCUGCUGCCCCAGGGACCCCUGUGGCCCGAAGGGACCCCACCCCAGCCUGUUGCCCUUCCUGCCGAAGGGCCACCCCCAGCAGCAUCUGGGGGCCCUUGGGUGGCCUGCCUCGGAGCCCCUCUGCACACUCCCUGGGAUCUGAUCCUGACGAAUAUGCCAGCAGCGGCAGCAGCCUGGGGGGAUCUGACUCACCUGUCUUUGAGGCCGGGGUUUUUGGGCCACCCCAACCACCUGCACCUCCCAGGAGACUUCCCAUCUUCAAUCGUAUCUCUGUUUCAGAGUGACAAGUGCCUGCCUAGUACAGAUCAGCUGGAUUUUAAGAGGGGCCAUUUCUCUUGUGCUGUAGGUUCCACAAGGGGUCCCGGGGCUGUGGGGGAACCGAAGGACUCUUAAUUAGCUCCCCCCACCUUCCAAAGUGCAUUAACUCAUUCCCCUGACCCUACGCUGGGGCAGGUCCCCAGUGUGUAAGCUGUUCAUGGUGUUGCGGGAAGGAGUGUUUUCUGGGGUCUUAAAAAAAUGUAGCAAAUUUGAGGGAGGCAGUGAGGCCGCUUCCUCCCACCUCUCCCCUGCCCAAUGCUGUGAAUAAUAAGCCCCCACUGCCCCCUUCCAAUUUUUCCUAGAUCCUGAGGGUCCAGUGUCUGAUGGUGACUGGAGCCUCCCCUGAACGGGAAUCCUGGUGCUCAAAUUUCCCUCUAAAAGCAAGUAGCCAAAGCCGUUGCCAAGCCCCUGCUCUCCCACCCCCUGCCUUUGGGCCCUUUAUUUAUGACGACUUUAUUUAUUCUGAUAGAUUUUAUAGUAUUUAUAUAUAUUGGGUCGUCCGCUUCCGUUGUAUUUUUCUUCCUCUUUUGUAAUAUUGGAAACGAUGGAAUAAUUAUUGUUAUAAGUAUACUAUAAUAAUAUAUUAAGUAAUAUAUAUUGUUAAAAUUUAUUUUUGUGUUUUUUGGAAUUUUUGAAUAAAAGAAAUCUGUGUGUAAA